Mangifera indica (mango) is the source of this 1031-nucleotide messenger RNA. Its product is annotated as ethylene-responsive transcription factor WIN1. The coding region runs from base 213 to 839 and encodes 208 amino acids. Lineage: Eukaryota; Viridiplantae; Streptophyta; Magnoliopsida; Sapindales; Anacardiaceae. Gene Ontology annotation, biological process: regulation of DNA-templated transcription. The record is from RefSeq and is a predicted model, not a curated record. The transcript has 3 exons. Gene Ontology annotation, molecular function: DNA-binding transcription factor activity; DNA binding.
AAUGUUACAUUAGUGGUCAGAAUUGAAAGUAAAAAAGCGUAGCUAUCUUAGACAGUAGUGUAAAUGAUGAUAUACACAAAUGUAGCAAAAUUAUAAAAGAAAUGGCGGGCGCCAUAAGCCACUGGAGGACCACGCAAAAGCAAUUAUGUCUUGACUAAACAAAAGCUGUAAAUGAGAAGUGCAAUAAAGGGUUUCAUCAUCGAAAGAGAAUUAUGGUACAAUCAAAGAAGUUCAGAGGUGUCAGGCAGCGCCACUGGGGCUCUUGGGUCUCUGAGAUUCGUCAUCCUUUGCUGAAAAGAAGGGUGUGGCUGGGGACAUUUGAGACGGCUGAAGAGGCAGCCAGAGCCUACGAUGAGGCAGCCAUUCUGAUGAGCGGACGAAAUGCGAAAACAAACUUCCCAGUCGUCACUGAACAAACAGGCAAUGAGAAUUUAUCAUCAUCAUCGCCCUUGUUGCCGUCCUCAUUAUCGUUAUCAUCUUCUACUUCGCUUUCUUCUAAACUCACCGCUAAACUCCGGAAAAGUUGCAAAUCUCCAUCUCCUUCUCUCACUUGUCUCAGGCUUGACACUGAGAACUCUCACAUAGGAGUUUGGCAAAAGAAAGCUGGGGCUCGUUCCGACUCAAACUGGGUGAUGACAGUGGAGCUGGGGCCCAAGAACAGUAACAACCCUGGAGCAGAAAAUCAAUCUUCAUCGGAGCCGAAACAGGUGGAUGAUUAUAAGCCUAAUAUUGAUCAUCGGGCACAAGAAAUAAAAGGGCAGGAGGUCGGUGGCAAUGGACUCGUUGAGGAAGAGAGACUUGCAUUGCAAAUGAUAGAGGAAUUCUUAAAUAGAAAUUAAUUGAUCCCAUCCCGGUGAGCAAUCAACUUCAACUAUAUAACUUUUACAUGGAGUUUUAGAAAUUGGGCUUGUGUUUGUUUGUAUAUGUAUUUGUAAUAAGGAUAGACAUGAUCGUUUGAUUAGGGUGAAUAUCUCCAUGAAUAUUGUGGUAAAGUUUCUCAGUAAAAUCUAUAAAGAAUUAACAUUGAAAUA